Molecule: messenger RNA, 1563 nt
Organism: Penicillium pulvis
Lineage: Eukaryota; Fungi; Ascomycota; Eurotiomycetes; Eurotiales; Aspergillaceae
Product: MFS transporter
Exons: 5
Coding region: 1-1563 (520 amino acids)
Biological process (GO): transmembrane transport
Molecular function (GO): transmembrane transporter activity
Source: RefSeq, a predicted model, not a curated record
AUGGCCAACAAAGCUGAUGAAGUUGUUGGAGAUGUACAACAAUAUGACGCCGAGCCGAGUAAAUCGAUCAUGGACUCGGGGUCUACCCAAAUUGGCCUUGGAGACCUCAUGGCCCUCGAUGGAGUUGACCAAGCCUUGAAUUCAAAGAUGAAUCUUGUGAACGAUGCAAUCGAUACAAUCGGAUUCACCACAUACCACACUAAGUUGUUUUUCCUCAAUGGAUUCGGCUACGCUGUCGACUCCUUACUUCUCUUCCUCAUGAGCAUAUCCGCGGACCAAGUCGUAGCACAGUACCCUCCGAGUUUCACAAGAGGAGCACAAGUAGGCUUCUAUCUGGCCUUACUAGCAGGAGCUCUAUUUUGGGGUAGUACCGCAGAUAUCAUUGGCCGAAAGUGGGCUUUCAAUUUUUCCCUGCUAUUCAGUGCUAUCUUUGCUAUCACUGCCGGUGCUGCUCCCAACUACCCAGCAUGGGCAAUCAUGGUCGCACUUUCGGCCUUUGGCUCAGGCGGAAAUCUGGUGCUCGAUACAACAGUUUUCUUGGAGUAUCUCCCAUCGAACAAGCAGUGGCUUCUUACCUUGCUGGCUGGGUGGUGGGGAGUUGGUCAAACGGUGGCUGGUCUUAUUGGCUGGGGCUUCAUGGCCAAUUAUAGCUGUCCCACUGACGGAUCUGUCCCAUGCACCAACGCAAAUAACAUGGGCUGGAGAUACGUUUUCUACACCAGCGGAGCACUUGUUUUCAUCAUGAGUAUCGCCCGAGUCCUCGUCAUCCGUUUCCACGAGACGCCGAAAUUCCUCCUAUGCCAAGGCCGAGAUGAAGAUGUCGUGAAAACACUUCAGGAUCUCGCUCAGAAACACAAUCGAGCUUGUCACCUUACACUAGAACAGCUGCAAGCCCACGGCCAAAUCCACAGCUCACACGCCAAGAAUAGGGCGUCGUUCUCUGAGCUAGCCGUUCAUGUGAAAGGUCUGUUCGUCACAAAAACCCUAGCUUUCUCGACAAGUCUGGUUUGGGUUUCCUGGGCUCUAAUCGGACUGGGCUAUGCAUUGUACUACGUCUACCUACCAGAAUAUCUCGCAUCUCGGGGUGCAUCCACUGGAUCUGACUCGACUUACAUUACGUGGCGAAAUUAUGCUAUUACCAAUCUGUGCGCUAUACCGGGUCCUAUCAUUGCAGGUUAUAUGUGUGAAAUGCCUAUCUUUGGACGAAAGAGAACUAUGGUUAUUGGGGCCUUCCUUACUAUGAUCUUCUUCUUUGGAUAUACAGCGGUGAAAACAGGGGCACAGAACUUGGGCUUUUCAUGUGCCAUCUCCGUUUCAAUCAAUAUCUAUUAUGCGACUCUGUACGCGUAUACUGUUGAGGUCCUGCCCUCUGCGCAUCGUGGUACUGGAAACGGUAUUGCGGUUUCUCUUAACCGGUUGAUGGGUACGGUCUCUGCGCUCAUUGGUGCAUUUACUUCAACGGCCUCCUCUGUCCCGAUCUAUGUUUGUGCUGCUAUGCUGGGGAUGGGUGGUAUUAUUGCCAUCAUAUUUCCCUUUGAGACACGUGGAAAGAAGACAAUCUAG